UUUAAUUGGGAGUACUUUUCUUUUAUACACCUUGUAGUUUGAACUAAACAUGCAGCAAACGAGUGAAAAUGGAACGACUAUGGACCAAAUUAAAACAGUUUUUGCCGACUAUACGUCUUUCUGAUGGGAGAAGUUCUGAUGAGUUGAAACCCAAACAAAGUACGAAGGUCGAAGUCAAAUACCAACAUAUUCCGGAUGCCGAAGAGGAAGCCGUCAAUUUGAAAGAUAAUCUUUUCAAAUCUACCUCAAUUGAUGAGAUUCUGGAUCAUGUAGGAUUGAGGCUUCUUCACUGGAAAGUCUUCGCGUUUCUUUGUCUCCUAGUUAUGACAUGUGGUCUGGGAACAGCCAUUUUACCCGCUAUACUUCCGAGUUUGAAACCAGACUGGAAUAUCUCUUCAAUUAUGGCUGGGAUAUUGACAAUCUCUACAUCAGCCGGAAAGAUCGUUGGGACGCCGUUUUGGGGUUGGGUGUCGGACAAAUACGGUAGAAAGCGUUCAAUUAUUGGCGGUGCCGCGUUCAUACUUGUUUUCUCAUGUGUGAGUGCGUUUUCAACAAACUAUUACUGGCUUUGGAUAAACCUUUUCUUCGUUGGCUGUGGACUGACUAUAAUAUUUCAGAGUUAUAUCACGAUAGUGGAAUUAUUUCCUACAAAUUACCGUUCCAUGUUUUCUGUAUUAAUCGUCGUCUUCUGGCCACUAGGAUUUCUACUUUCAGCUGUUGUUUCAAUGGAGCUUUCAGUGAUCGGUCAUCAUUGGGCUCUGGCUACCGUGUGUUUUCCCAGCGCAGUUGUCCUUAUCGGUAGUAUUGUAUUUCUUCCGGAAUCACCACAUUUUUACCUUGCAGCCGGAGACGAGAAGAAAGCUUUAAACAUUCUACAAGAUUUUGCGCCUGAAAUGGAUUUCAGCGACACAAUAAUCCGGAAACACGGUCCCAAUAUACAGAGGGCAGAUUUUACACAGCUAUUUCGCUCAGGUUAUUGGAAAAUCACAAUAUGCGCCUUAAUUGUGUCUUUUAGCAUAUUCCUAUCGCAUUAUGACUUGAUAUACACCUCGUCUGACGUGGCAGACAGUCAAAAUUAUACAUCUACGACAACUGGUUUGCAAAACGAGGAUAUAACAAGCAGUCACAUGUAUGCCAUUAUGGCCUGGAUGAACUUGCCAGAAUUUGUGUUCAUUAUCGCAGCCGCUAUGAGUUGUUACGUUUUCACGGUUAAAACAGUACUUUUAAUAGUUGUGUCGUUGACACUCCUGUUACAGAUCUUUGCAUUGUUCGUUGUAAACCGAAGAAUUCCAUUACUCAUAAUCACAAUGUUAUCUCGUGGCUUUCUUGCAACUGGCGUAUCACUCCUGAACGUCUUUGUAUCUCUGGUUUACCCGACAGAAAUUCGUAGCGUUGGUUCGGGCACUUGUGUCACUGCUGGUCGUAUCGGAAUUCUCCUAGGACCGUUCAUCUUUGAGACAUGGUUCGCCAAAAAGUAUUUUUAUGGAACCGUUUUUAAUGUCGCAGUAAUAUUUGCCUUAUUUAUUUCGACAGUUUUGCUGCCGACGCAGCCGUAAAUCCGUAAUAUUUGCUAAAUUUGAUCGAAUAAAACCAGUGAAAUAAUAUAAUUUGCCAACUCUACAGAGUCUUAAGAAUAGACAAAAAUUUUCCUAUUAUCCGCAUAUAGGCAGGAAGUUGUCUUCUUGACACAAUUGGGUGGAUCAUUAAUAUAUAUUACGUAUAUAUUUGUAAUUAGUAUUAAUUUCGAGGUGAGUAUUGAUUUUCCUGCAUUCUGAUUCGUCAAGAUUCACUGUCUCUGAAGUGAUAGUCACUGCCCGAUGACUAUAGCUUUUUGUUAUUGUUUUUCAAAUGAAAAAAUUGGAGUAACUAUAAAUUUUUAUGAAAUUAUGUUGUUUAUUAUUUGUAAACACCUCGAAACUUAUACUAAAGCAAUUAGUCGCCCGAGGCUUGGUGAUUAAUGUAGUAAUCACAUCGCCUUCGGCGACCGAUUAAGAAAUAGAAAACAUUUUCCGUGUUUCUACACAGUUAUAGAAACACGCGUCGGAGUUUGGGAGAACAAGAAAUAAUCAAUGGGGCGGGUUUUUCCACGCUAUUUCGACUUCCCCCAAACUCU
Messenger RNA from Dendronephthya gigantea, 2113 nucleotides. RefSeq names its product putative transporter SVOPL. The coding region runs from base 69 to 1556 and encodes 495 amino acids. The record is from RefSeq and is a predicted model, not a curated record. Gene Ontology annotation, biological process: transmembrane transport. Gene Ontology annotation, molecular function: transmembrane transporter activity. NCBI's taxonomy places the organism in Eukaryota, Metazoa, Cnidaria, Anthozoa, Malacalcyonacea, Nephtheidae. The transcript has a single exon.